Molecule: messenger RNA, 2217 nt
Organism: Beta vulgaris subsp. vulgaris (sugar beet)
Lineage: Eukaryota; Viridiplantae; Streptophyta; Magnoliopsida; Caryophyllales; Amaranthaceae
Product: zinc finger CCCH domain-containing protein 32
Exons: 7
Coding region: 409-1797 (462 amino acids)
Molecular function (GO): mRNA binding; metal ion binding
Source: RefSeq, a predicted model, not a curated record
AAAAGAAAAAGGUCCAAAUCCAAACCAAAGAGUUCACACACACUCACUCUCACAAACUACAAACAGUCCGUACACUACUAGUUUCAGAGAGGGAGAGAGAAUAACUCAAAGAAAAAAGAGAAACAAAAGGGACAACAUUACCAUUUCCCGCAUCUCCUCCUCUUCCUCCUCCCUCCCUUCUUUCUGUUUUUUCUGAUCACACUGACAACAGCCCAAAAAAAAAAAAAACAACCCCAUUAUUUCCUAAAUAUCUUCUACAAUUAUAUUCGACCUCAAUUCUUUGAGGAAGUGUAAAUCAUCCCUUCUUUUUUCACUAUUUAACCUUUUUUUUCUCUGUUUUGUGUAGAAUCAUUUGUAAAAAAAAAGCAGCCUUUUUUCUGGAUUCUUCAGUGAAAAAGAGUAAGAAAAAUGGAGCUGUACGGAAGAAAUCAGGGUUCGGAGGUGGAUCCGCCAGCUGAAUGGGGUGAAACUGGACUCGAAGAGUCCAUGUGGAGGCUGGGUCUUUCGGGCCGGGAGACAUACCCGGAGCGGCCCGGAGUAUCUGACUGUGUCUACUACAUGCGUACCGGGUUCUGUGGGUUCGGUACCCGGUGCCGUUACAAUCACCCUCAUGAUCGUGCCGCGGCUGUAGCGGCUGCAAGAUUGGUUGGAGGGGAGUACCCUGAACGUCCUGGUGAGCCUGUAUGUCAGUAUUUUUUAAAGACUGGAACUUGUAAAUUUGGUACUACAUGCAAGUUCAAUCAUCCGCGAAAUGCUGGUGGAUCAUUGACUAAUGCUCCGCUAAAUAUCCAAGGUUUUCCAUUACGACCGGGUGAGAAAGAAUGCUCCUACUAUUUGAAAACGGGGCAGUGCAAAUUUGGGAUAACUUGUAAAUUCCAUCAUCCUCAACCAGCUGGCAUGUCAAUGCCUGCAGCUGCACCUCCAUUUUAUCCGACGGUGCAGUCUCCUUCAGUUCCUAUACCUGAAACAGCAGCAGGGUCGUCCCCCAAUUAUAGGGUAGCUAGGCCCCCUCUUGUACCUGGUUCGUAUGUUCCAGGGUCUUAUGGUCCUGUGCUUCUUUCUCCUGGAGUUGUUCCCUUGCCAGGCUGGGGUUCCUAUUCAGGACCUUUAAGCCCUGUGUUAUCGCCUGGUGGUCAACCUACUGCUGGAGGUUCUGUAUAUGGAGUAUCCUCACUAUCACCUUCUACACCUGGUCUAGCGGGAUCUUAUCCUUCUCUACUGUCGUCUGAUGGGCAGUCGAUCACUGGUACCACAGAACAUAAGUUUCCGGAGAGACCAGGUGAACCUGAGUGUCAGUACUUUUUGAAAACAGGGAACUGUAAAUUUGGUGGCUCUUGUAGAUAUCAUCAUCCACCAGACGGGGGUGCGUCUGCUGCUGCUUGUUUUCUGGGACCUCUAGGUCUGCCCUUACGUCCGGGAACACAGCCUUGCACCUUCUAUAUGCAACAUGGAUAUUGCAAAUUUGGGCCCACAUGUAAGUUUGAUCACCCAGUGGGUAUGAUGAAAUAUAGUCCAUCAGCUUCAUCUCUCACUGAGACACCAGUUGCUCCCUAUUUGGCUGGAUCUUCAAUAGUUACUUUGCCUCAUUCAUCAUCUUCCACAGAGCUCCUAUCGGAAUAUGCUUUAGGGUCUCCUGGGGAUACUCAAUCAAAUAGGACACCAUCUUCUGGUAGCACUUCUGUUGGUUUGACGGUGAUUCAGACAACUACUAACGUUCAACGGUCUGGUCAAGGUCCUGUACUACUGAGCAGUAGCAUAAGCAUGGUAGAAGAUGAUGAAGCCAAUCAUUCAAGCUAAAUUAUAUUUUGGAGCCACUCUUUUAUGUUCAAGACCUUGAAAAGCAGAAGAUGCCAUCAAUCUUUGUUAUAUUACUUCAUAUCGUAAAUAGCUUGCAAGUCAUCUCUCCAAAGUGACUUCUAUUGUUAUCAAGUUCAAGUAUCUACACCCUAUAGAUUACCUCCCACUUCAGAACUUGAAUAUAAUCUUACUGUUUAUAAUAGCUCUAUAUAUGCUCGGAACUCAUAAUGCAGAAUAAUGAUGUUAGCAAAUAGCUGUGGACUCGUGUCCUUACUACUUGGUAAUAAUUGAAGGGAAGCAUGCUCUGUAGCCCUUUGAGCUAUGCUUCCCCGUGAGACACUGUAUGUAUAUAUAGGUACUCAAUUUAUCAGCGACUGCUUUUGUAAAUGUUGUUACUCUUGUGAAGUUUAUUUUGUGGCU